GUUAACAGAAGAGUGUUCAUAACCUGUCUGUGUUUGUGCUCCUCCCCCUCUCUUGCUCACUGUCUCUCUCUCUCUCUCUCUCUCUAACACACACACACACACACACACACAUACAUACAGAACCAAGUAACUCCUCAUUCCAGAGAAAACAAAUCUGGUCUCUCGCUGUUUGUGAGUUCCGGAAAAUGGCUGAGGCCAGUAUUUCAGUAGAUCAGGAUCAGUUCAUCUGUCCAGUGUGUCUGGAUCUCUUGAAGGAUCCGGUGACUAUCCACUGCGGUCACAGUUUCUGUAAGGUGUGUAUUAAUGGUCACUGGGAUCAGGAGGAUCAGAGUGGAGUUUAUAGCUGUCCUCAGUGCAGAGACACUUUCACUCCAAGGCCUGUUCUACGCAGAAACAACAUGCUGGCUGAAGUGGUGGAGAAACUGAAGAAGAAGACUGAAGUCCAAGCUGCUUCUCCUGCUCACUGUUACACUGGACCUGGAGAUGUGGAGUGUGAUUUCUGCACUGGGAGAAAACACAAAGCCAUCAAGUCCUGUCUGGUGUGUGUGGCUUCUUUUUGUGAAACUCACCUGAAACCUCAUCUUGAAAUUCCUGCUUUGAAAAAACACAAGUUAGUCGAAGCUUCUGGAAAUCUACAAGAGAAGAUCUGCUCUGAACAUGAUGAAGUGCUGGAGAUCUACUGUCGUACUGACCAAAGCCUCAUCUGUUAUCUGUGUACGAUGGAUAAACACAAAAGCCACGACACCGUCUCAGUUAAAGCUUACAGAACUGAGAAAGAGAGUGAGUUAAAGGAGGAUCAGAUGAAAUUCCAGCAGAGAAUCCAGGAGAAGCAGAAGAAGGUGCAGGAGCUGAAACAGACUGUGAACACUAUAAAGCUCAGUGCACAGACAGCAGUAGAUGACAGUGAGAGGAUCUUUACUGAGAUGAUCAGCUCCAUGGAGAAAAAGCGCUCGGAGGUGACGGAGCUGAUCAGAGCUCAGGAGAAGGCUGAACUGAGUCGAGCUGAACGACUCCUGGAGCAACUGGAGCAGGAGAUUGCUGAUCUUCAGAAGAGAGACACUGAGAUGGAGCAGCUUUCACACACACAUGAUCACAUCCACUUCCUCCAGGCUUUAGUCUCUGGUCAUCGCUCUCCCCUAUUUGAGAGACCAGAUUUUCAGUCAGAUCUCUGUGAGGACUCAUCCAGCAUCACUGUCAAUCAACAUCUCUCAUUUGAUGGAGUGAGGAAAUCUCUCUCUGAUCUGAAAAAGAGACUGGAGGAAAUCUUCCAGGAGGAAUUCAUCAAAAUCCCUGAACAUGUUAAAUACGCUCAAAUUUUACUCUCAGAGCCAAAGAGCAGAGACGAGUUUCUGAAAUAUUUCUGUGAUCUGACUCUGGAUCCCAACACAGUAAAUUAUAACCUCAUUCUGUCUGAGAAGAACAGAGCGGUGAAGAGCAGUGAGAGAAAGCAACGAUACUCUGAUCAUCCAGAGAGAUUUGAGUCCUACAGUCAGGUGUUGAGUAAGGAGAGUGUGUGUGGACGCUGUUACUGGGAGGUGGAGUGGAGCAGUGAGGAUUGUGUGAACAUUUCAGUCUCAUAUAAAGACAUCAGCAGGAAAGGACGGGGUGAAGAGUGUUGGUUUGGAGGCAACAAUCAGUCCUGGAGUCUGGAAUGUUCUUCUUCUUCUCUUACUUUCUAUCACAACAACAUAAAGACUGAUCUCAGAGUUCCAUCAUCCUCCAGAAUAGGAGUUUAUGUGGAUCACAGUGCAGGAACUCUGUCCUUCUACAGCGUCUCUGACACCAUGAAGCUCCUCCACAGAGUCCACACCACAUUCACUCAGCCUCUAUACGCUGGAUUCAGGCUCUCCUGGGAUACUGUGUCUAAAUCAGGAUUAUCUGUGAGAUUGUGUGAUCCAAAAAAAUAAUGGGUUUGCGGUGUUUUAUGGUCAGUUAUGUGUCACUAAAUAAACUCCAUGCAUGUUUUCUCAUUGAUCCUCAACUGUGAAAAAAAGUGUUAAUGUUAAAUCAUUAAAAAAAAAUGAACAUUAAAAUAUUGACUUUAGCCUCAUUCUAUGAUCAUUGGUUACAUGUAAAGAAAAUUAAACUGUAAGAUCUGAUCAUACUGAUAAUGAUAUAAUGAUUUCUACAGAUUUACUGAAAUUGGUGUAGCAGAAUGUCUAAAUGUACUAUAAAGUCUGUAUUUAUUGGGGUUUAUGUCUGGAAAUAUGAUCAUUUGUAAAAAUGGUAAUAAUGCUUUAUUUAGAAUUUUUACAGAUUUUAAUUAACCUUUAAAAAAAAUUUGCCUCUUCAUGAAUACACUCACAAGAACAAACUUUACAGAAAACUCUGAAUGUUUAUGAAUAUAAAGACGAGAUGUUCAUCCUUAAAAACAAUUGUAGGAACUGUAGUUACCUGCUAUGACCACUAUGGGGCAGUGAAACAGCGUCAUAUUUUGACAUGGUCACUGUGCCAAAUAUGGGUUUGUGAAUCGUUGACGUCUAGUGUAAUUCGGGAACGCGCGCGCACACACACACACACACACACACACACACACAGACUGUCUGUAUAUCUGUAUAUGUGUAACUAUUUAUAACCUCCCACUGAGCUUCAGUUAAUGAUCUACUGUUAAAGUGAAACAGUGUGUGUGUGUGUGUGUGUGUGUGUGUGUGUGUGUGUGUGUGUGUGUGUGUGUGUGUGUGUGUGUGUGUGUGUGAUAUUAGUAUAUAAGUAAAAAGCUCAUCAUAACUCAAAUGCCACGACUGUGUGGAACGUAAUGAAUGUAGGACCACAGACCCAAAGUAAUAAACCUCAAACAGAUAUGUGGCUCGAGGCAGCGAGGCUUAUUUCGGGGUGGCAGCUGCCACCCCGCUUCACCCUUGAGGCCACACAUAUUCAUAAACACAUACCUAGAACUCAAAAUAUUAAGCUAGAAACCGAGUUAUAUGUCGUUUAGACGUCAUGUGAACACUGGUAAUGUGGGAGGUGUAAUUGGUCACUGAUCAGCCUUAGAUUUCUAUAAAAGGAAGUGAAUAAACUGUUCAAAUAAAAUAUUACCUUAUUUGGCAUAUAUAAUCUACUAAGUGUCUUUUAUUUAGAUAUUUUAACAUAACUGAUUUAUAUCAUUUCUAACGGAGCUGGAAACAUGAUCAUGUGUAGACUCGUGAAAUAAGAAAGACACUAUAUUGCCAAAAGUAU
Messenger RNA from Hemibagrus wyckioides, 3177 nucleotides. RefSeq names its product tripartite motif-containing protein 16-like. The transcript has 6 exons. Bases 186 to 1907 code for a protein of 573 amino acids. Gene Ontology annotation, molecular function: protein binding; zinc ion binding. Lineage: Eukaryota; Metazoa; Chordata; Actinopteri; Siluriformes; Bagridae. The record is from RefSeq and is a predicted model, not a curated record.